Messenger RNA from Oppiella nova, 998 nucleotides. The record is from the annotation of a GenBank genome assembly. Lineage: Eukaryota; Metazoa; Arthropoda; Arachnida; Sarcoptiformes; Oppiidae.
GACUUUAAUGAGUUGAGACUCGAAGACAAACUGUCGCCCGAAGAGAUCAGAUCCAAACUCAAGGAGAAAGGAGUGGCGCCGCCGAGGGUUUACAACGAGCGCGAUAUGACCAUGUCGUCCACCAAUGGCAUACUCGACCCCUUUGUGCCCCCCGAGGGCGAUGGCAAGGCGUCCAUCAUAUCCGGAGUGGGUGCUCGACAGCGGUGGGACAUAGUGUCCAAAAAGGGUCGAUCGAUGUUAGCCUUACGAAAGGUGCGGACCUAUGAGGACGAGUUAGAUCUGCCGACGUUUGCAGAGCACGCGCUCGACGUCUACAUCAAAGCCCACACGGCUUUGGCCGACAAGAAGUACGACUCACUGCACGACUUCGUCACUGAACACGCCUUCCCUCACAUGACCUUCAAGACGAACCUCAAGACCAUUAAAUGGCAGUUCAUAUCCGCCAUCGAGAAGCCACUCGUGUCUCACGUGCGGACACUCGACGUGUUGUCCAAAAACAAUCUCUUCGCGCAAAUGACUGUCCGCUUACACACCCGUCAGAUACUCGCCAUUUAUGAUCGCUUCGGGAUAUUAAUGCAUGGCAGCGAUGCUGUGGUUAAGGAUGUCUUGGAGUACGUGGUCUUCGAGAAACAUAUCGCCAAUCUGUACGGCAAAUGGCGAUUACACGCGAAGAUAACACCGGAAUGGAUGCCCCCGAAAGAGCCCAUUCGGCGCACAUUCAUCGCACCGCCGGCGCCGCCGCCCAAAACGGAACGGGAGAUCCGCUACGAAAAGGAGGGCAUAAUGUCUGACCAGAGGAAGGCUGAUAAGAAGGACAGAGAGAACCAGAAGAAGGCAGAGGAGAGCUCUCAAGGCAAUAGUCCACAGCCGGCGCUCGCCUAAAGCGUGUGAGAAGCGCCGGUAGUUUUUGUUUUUGUAAUAAUUUUAGUCACAAAUAUAAUCAUAAUUUUUAAUUAAAUGAAUUUAUCGUUAAUUCUGUAAAUAAUCACAAAUCAGUC